This is a messenger RNA of Daucus carota subsp. sativus, 1512 nucleotides long. RefSeq names its product cytochrome P450 734A1. The transcript has 4 exons. Lineage: Eukaryota; Viridiplantae; Streptophyta; Magnoliopsida; Apiales; Apiaceae. The record is from RefSeq and is a predicted model, not a curated record. Gene Ontology annotation, molecular function: monooxygenase activity; heme binding; iron ion binding. The coding region runs from base 1 to 1512 and encodes 503 amino acids.
AUGAUCUUUUUUUGUGUUCUCAUCUUUUUAAUUCUUGCAAGUUUAAAACUUUUUUACUUUGUGAUAUGGGUUCCAUUGAGAAUUCAAAAUUUUUUCAAAAAACAAGGUGUAAAUGGCCCAAGCUAUCGUCCAUGGUAUGGAAACACAAGAGAGAUGAUACGAAUGACAAAUGAAGUUCUAUCAAAAUCAAUGCCUUUUAAUCAUGAUAUUGUGCAUCGUGUGUUGCCAGAUUAUUAUCAGUGGUCAGCUAAGUAUGGAAGAACUUUUUUAUGUUGGUUUGGGGUGAGGCCAAGGUUAGUUUUGGUAGAUCCAGAUAUGAUCAAAGAGGUGUUGUUCAGAACAAUGGAUAUCAUUGAUAGAGAUAGUUUCAAUCCUUUGACUAAGGCUCUCAUUGGAGACGGACUUCCUGGAUUGAUGGGUCACAAAUGGGCUGCUCACCGAAAGAUAGCAAACCCGGCAUUCAAUAUGGAGAAAGUGAAGGCUUGGGUUCCAGAGAUGGUAACUAGUAUAAGCAAGAUGUUGGAUAAUUGGGAAGAAAAAAUAAGACACUGCGACACAUUUGAGAUAGAUGUUCAUACAGAAUUCUAUAAUUUAGCAGCUGAAAUUUCAUCUAGAACAGCAUUUGGGAGCAUUUUCGGAAAGGGGAAACGUAUUUUUGAAUUGCAACAACAACAAAAACUACCGAGCUAUCAAGCAAUGCAGAAUGUUUAUAUACCUGGAUCUAGGUUUUUGCCUACUAAUGCGAACAAGCUGCGAUGGAAAUUGGAGAAAGAAACUCGAGACUCAAUGAGGAUGAUUAUCGAAACAUAUAAGAAAACAAGUGAUAAUUCAAAAAAUUUCUUGAGCAUUUUACUGUCUGGUAGUAACAGGAAUAAACUCGGAGGAGGCUUGGAUACUGAGGAAGUCAUUAACGAGGGCAAGACAUUAUUCUUCGGAUGGGAAGCAACAGCAAAUACAUUGACUUGGGCAAUUCUUCUUCUAGCACAACAUCAAGAAUGGCAAAACAAAGCCCGUGAAGAAGUUUUUCGAGUAUGCAAAGACAAUGAGCAACCAUGCGUAGAGAAUUUUCAAGAAUUGAAGAUUGUCAACAUGAUAAUAAAAGAAACACUGAGACUUUAUGCCCCUGAUAAUAUUAUCACAAGGCAGACUUUGAGGAAUGUCAAAAUUGGCAGUUUAAACAUUCCAGCUGGAACUGAAUUGUACAUGCCACAAACUGUUGUCCAUCAUGACACAAAGAUAUGGGGAUCAGAUGCCAACGAGUUUAAUCCUGCAAGGUUUGUUGAACCUCCAAAGCAUUUGGGCGCUUACUUUCCAUUUGGGAUAGGCUCCAGAAUUUGUAUUGGUCGGAAUUUAGCUAUGGUUGAAGCUAUAAUCAUCCUAGCUAUGAUCAUUAAACAGUUCUCCUUUGAGAUUUCACCAUCAUAUGUCCAUGCCCCAAUGAUGCUGAUCAUGGUGCAGCCUCAAUAUGGUGCUCCUGUCCUUGUUAGAAGGAUCACUAAUUGUCAAUCUUGA